UUUUACCCAUAAGUUGCUUAUGAGUCGAAUGAGUUGGCCUCUAUUUAUAUGUCGGAAUAUCCGUGAUUACAUUGAGGUUAAGUUAUGUCGGAGCUCAUUGAUUUGGCUUGGUCAAAAGAACGUGCUUACGUAUGGAAUGCGGAAGAUUGGUUAAAGUUGAGGACCGAGUAUAGAAUAAUAGGGGAGCUGAUCGGCUGUCUUCCAAAAUUGCCUCGGCAAGAAGUUUUGCUCGGCUUGCCGCUGCUUUUAAUGCCAGAAGAAGUUUCCUUGAUGAUAGAGAAAAAUAUCGCUCGUUUGGUUGACUACCCGUCGAUUCGCAAGCAGCCCAGCGAAGCUUUCAAAAAAAUAUUUCAAGAACAUAGAGAAAAAUUGUACAAAGAGCAGGAAGUUUGCUUGAGGGAUGAAAGAAGGAAGCAGGUGACAUUGAUGAUGGAUAAAAUAAUCGAGGGAAAAAAGAGAAAAAUUCUUGGUGUUAGUAGUAGUAAAAAAAAAUUACGCAAACAGGAAAUCGAUGCUGAAACUCAUGCCGCUAUGAUGAAAAUUAACAUCGAUCGUGACGUUUUGUUGAACGAGGAAAUGGCUAAACUGCCAAAACUGGAGCAGAGCGAUGCCUUGGUUCAAACUCACACUGCUUAUCCUUGGACAACUGAUGCAGAAGUGAAAAAUUCGGAGUGGAAGUAUCCUUUUACACCCGAAGAAGUUGUUCGAUACAAAGUAUACAAAGACCUAUGGGAAAAAGGUUUUUACAUAACCAGUGGCGAAAAGUUUGGUGGUGACUUUCUGGCAUAUCCAGGUGACCCUAUAAUGUUUCAUUCACAAAUGAUAAUAACAUGCAGGGAUCGAACAGAGGAAAUACCGAUUUCGGAGUUGAUAGCUCAUUCGCGAGUUGGAUGUCACGUACGAAAGACUCAAGUGUUUGCUACCCUGUCGGAAAAUGGUGAUAAUGUUAAAUAUCAAUCAUUCCAAUGGUCAGAGUCGUGCAUAGUCUAAAAAGCAAUACUGUCUCAGAUGUUGUGUACAUACAUCUAAAUUUGGAUCAGAGCUCAAAUAACAUGAAAUCAACCAUUCGAGA
Molecule: messenger RNA, 1072 nt
Organism: Diprion similis
Lineage: Eukaryota; Metazoa; Arthropoda; Insecta; Hymenoptera; Diprionidae
Gene: Tsen34
Product: tRNA-splicing endonuclease subunit Sen34
Exons: 6
Coding region: 85-990 (301 amino acids)
Biological process (GO): tRNA-type intron splice site recognition and cleavage; tRNA splicing, via endonucleolytic cleavage and ligation
Cellular component (GO): tRNA-intron endonuclease complex
Molecular function (GO): tRNA-intron lyase activity; nucleic acid binding
Source: RefSeq, a predicted model, not a curated record